Molecule: messenger RNA, 765 nt
Organism: Nicotiana attenuata
Lineage: Eukaryota; Viridiplantae; Streptophyta; Magnoliopsida; Solanales; Solanaceae
Product: 21.7 kDa class VI heat shock protein
Exons: 2
Coding region: 88-642 (184 amino acids)
Source: RefSeq, a predicted model, not a curated record
AGUAUAAGGAGAAUUGAAGUCUCAAAUUCUCUGUCCAGCAUUAUUAAAACAAUACAAAUUUCUUUUCAUAUUCAUCUUUGAAGUUCAAUGACCAGUUACAAACAGAUUAAAGUUCAAUUUGAAGAAGCAAACCCACAAAAAUGGUGUGUUCCACUAAAAGAAGAUGUGUUCGUAACUUUCAUGAACAAGGGAAAUUCGACAACUCACAAGGCAGAUUUCUUGUGUGAAGGUUCGCUGUUUAGUCCACUAUUGUUCGGAAAAUUCUUUGAUCCUUCAGAUGCAUUUCCACUAUGGGAAUUUGAUUCAGAUGUGUUAUUGUCCAACGCACGCAGCUCCAAUCAGUGCACAGUUGACUGGUCUCAAACAGAGACAGAUUAUCUAUUGAGAGCAGAAAUACCAGGAGUUGGUAAGGGUAACAUUCGUGUUUGUGUUGAGGAUGGGAAAGUUUUAGUGGUCAGUGGCCAGUUGAGGCAACAAAAAGAGGACUGGAGAGCUGGAAAUUGGUGGGAAUACGGCUGUGUUCGGAGGAUUGAACUGCCUGAAAAUGCAGAUUGGAGGAAAACAGAGGCAUUCUUGAGUGGCGAUCACAAAUUCUUACAAGUUAAGAUUCCAAAGACCAUUCCAACUGACGAUGUACCUUGAGGGAGCAAUUAACGGGGCAAAAUAAAGAUUUUGAGCUUUGCUUAAUACAGAGAUCGAUGUAUAAAAUGUAAUCUUUUAUAUAACGGAUUAUUCAUGUUAGUAUAUGCUUGACACGUUACUACA